Messenger RNA from Orbicella faveolata, 922 nucleotides. RefSeq lists its product as uncharacterized. The record is from RefSeq and is a predicted model, not a curated record. Lineage: Eukaryota; Metazoa; Cnidaria; Anthozoa; Scleractinia; Merulinidae.
UUUAUGUGCAGUAUCGAAGAUCGACUUCAGGACCAAGGCAAGUUACCCGAGUUCUACAAACGCUAUGUGGAUGACACAUUGAGCAUAAUGCCUAACUUCGAAACAGCCGAAGCAUUCCUUUCCUCUCUAAAUGAGAGCCAUCCAUCUGUCAGCUUCACCAUGAAACUUGGCAAACACAGUAAACUUCCCUUCCUGGGAACGAAGAUCAGGAAAUGCAAUGGUCGCCUGGAGACAAGGGUGUACAGAAAACCAACUGACACCGGAUUAUUACUACAUUACAAGAGCCAAGUGGAUGAUAGAUACAAGAAGUCAUUGCUAAAAACAAUGCUGGAUCGUGCCUUUAAAGUGCCAUCUACCUGGCAACGGUUCCACCUGGAAUGUGAUCGUCUCACACAGACGUUCUCCCGACUUCAGUACCCAGCCCAACUGCUGCAAUCGUCCAUCAGUAAUUUUGUCACCAAGAAAGUUUCUGGCGAUCCAAUUUCCACACGGGGAUGUAACAUAAAUGAAGCGCCUGUCUGAAUAGUGUUACCAUUCAAAGAUUAGAGAUCGGCCAAUUCCGCACGAAGGCAGCUUGGGGAACUGGGCCACAAAAUUGGAAUUUAUAUCCGCCCCGUGUAUACAAGCCGUAUGAUCGGACAUCAAACCAAAAGAAAAGAAGCCGCCUAUCAUUAACCAGCAACGCGUUGUUUACUAUUCACAAGUGUGGUUUGUGCCAUACAAACUAUGUCGGGCAUACGCACGUGCCGACACCUCUAUCAGCGCGUCGAGGAACACAAAGGAUCGUCUUCAAUCGGGAAUCACAUUAAAGAGCAACAUGGAACAGUCCCAAGUGACAUAUAUCGUGAUUUUAAAAUCUUGAGAAAGUGCCAAAGUAAAUUCGACUGCCUAAUCUACGAAAUGCUCUUUAUAAAGGAGCUUA